Misgurnus anguillicaudatus (oriental weatherfish) is the source of this 2324-nucleotide messenger RNA. It is a transcript of the gene cdc42se1, whose product is annotated as CDC42 small effector 1. The record is from RefSeq and is a predicted model, not a curated record. Gene Ontology annotation, biological process: regulation of Rho protein signal transduction. Gene Ontology annotation, cellular component: plasma membrane. NCBI's taxonomy places the organism in Eukaryota, Metazoa, Chordata, Actinopteri, Cypriniformes, Cobitidae. Gene Ontology annotation, molecular function: small GTPase binding.
GGUUUGGAGAGCUCUCAGUAUUUCCUUAUAUUAAGGGGGGAACUUCAACCACACCUCGGAGAUCUGGAGAACAGAGAGUCUUUUCCACCCUCAGCUCACUUCACACAAGAGAUCAUUCACUUCAGCCUUUACAUCUGGAUUCUGUUGUAAGGUUUCAAGAUUUGAGUGAAACAGCAAAGCCUCACAUAAACAUCAGAACCAAUUGGAAAUCAGGGUCUCGGGAACGCCAGAGGGAAUAAGGGGUCUUGUGUUAAUAAAGGAAAAGACACAAGGAGAGAUUUGAUCGGGACGAAGGUUUUUGGACAAGGCCCAGUUUAUAUCACAGAGAGUUAAGAACUGAGAUUCUCUGUCUAUCUCGUCUCAAAACGGUCAGCAGGGUGGCGAGAGAGAGUGAGGAAUCGAACCGGUGUGUGCCGGAGAUGAGUGCAUUUUGGCAUAAGAUUGGCUGCUGUGUGGUAGCCAAACCUCCUCCGAAGAAGAAACGGAGGAGAAUUGAUCGUAGCAUGAUUGGAGAGCCCACAAACUUUGUCCAUCUGACGCACAUAGGCUCUGGUGAAAUGGCAGAUGGCAUGCAGCCGUCUGGGCCAAUGCAGGAACAGAUGAGAUCCAAAGUGCCUCACGCUAAUGGCCGAAACAGCCUGUUAUAGCCUCUUUACUGUGUUUUAAUUUUAACCCCUCAGCAGAACCUGUCCAACAAGCGGCACUUUACCAAUUUGAAUACGGACCAGCUUUGCAUCAACAGAACGUGUUGUGGUCACAAAUGGCAACAUGGCUGCAGUUGCCAACAUGGACGACACCUCUGCUGGGUUUUUUAUGUUAUGGGUCUUCUUUUCAGAGGAGAUAUUGUCCCUCCUUUAAGACUGUGUUUUAUUAUUUGGACCGGGAACGUGUGGAAAAGUGUGGAAGUGUGCGUUUGAAUGUUUUUGAGACACUGGUUGCGUUUGCUAUGGAAGAGGAAAGGCUCUUAUCACAGUAACACAGGAGACUAUUUAACUGCCUUCCCAAAGUUAUAACUGGCAUGUUUGUCGUAGUCUGUCAUUGAUAAGGAUGUGCGCGAAUGCGUUUGCUUUUGUAAUGGAAAAUGUUUAUCUAUACCAUAACGGCGUCUCAACUAUUUUACAGUUGCACAAAUCGUUGGUGAUGAAAAUGAUCCAAAUCCUUUUUAAUAAGUGUAUAGUACAUCUGUAGUAUUAAUAAUGGCGUCUCAGGAUUGCAAUAAAAACCCUGGCGGAAGUAUUAGAAGUAUUAGUUGAUUGCUCUUUAGCUUUGAUAAACGUUGCCUCAAAAAUGUAAUUUAUUUACACACCUUCAUAAACUCGUUUUAUGUGAGACAAAGUAUCAUAUCUGUCAGGCUCAAAGGACAAAGCGGUAUUAAAAAAACGUAUCCGUAUGACCCAUGCCCUAUUAUUUUACUUAAUUUAAACUGCGUAAUAAGUGUUUACACAAAAAAUAACUAUACAAGUUUUACAUGAUGGUGAGUCAACAAUGACUAAAAAUGAAUAAUCAUUUUUGGACCUUUAACUGCUCAUCUGAUAGGACUUUGAACGCCAGCUAUCUUGCAGGCUUCCUGCCAGUCGAAGUUAAAUGAUCAGACAUUUACUUUCACACAUCAAGCUCCACCUCACACAAGCUCAAACACAAGCUUUCUGUUUGCAGAAAUCACAUGGCACCGAUGUGCACCUGCCUGUGACGGCCAUUAAAUCGCACACAUGCACCUCGUAUACUUAACUCUGUAUGUGUGUAUAUGAGUUUUGUAUAUGGCUCUGUGUAGCACUGUGUUUGGGAGAAUUUCUCAUGUUGACAAACAGAUGUUUGCUGUAAUUGUUUUAUUCUGAUGCUUUGCUUUGCAAGAUCCCAAACUGUAAUUUACUUGUUAGAAAUGUUGUAUGUUUUGGUAGCGAAACCUUCAGAAAGCUUUCACAAUGUCUGUAUUGCUGUAGUGUAUUUUUAGUACUGAGGCACUCAAACAUUUCAUUUUUUUAUUCAGUAUAGAGAAAAUCUUUUCGUUGCAGCCAAAGACAUCUCUGUUAAACCUUAUGAUAAAUGUUGCUUAUGGUUUCUAUGGCUUUUUUCAUGUGAGCUGUUUACCAUCUUUAAGUAUCUGCUGUCACUUUAUAAAGCCAAAAUGGUAAUGGUGCAUAGCACUCAGUUUGCUUCUUUAUUUUUCUCUUUUUAUGUUUAAAUUUUUUUUUUUAGUUUAUUAGUUUGUCAUCGAUUGUGUGAUCAAACUUGUGGUUCACAUGACAUGGUGUUAUGUCGGUGCAUCUUUUCGAUUUGUACUGAUUGUUGUGCUUUGACUUGUAACAAUACAGUUGUACAAAGAG